AUGGCCCAAGACCGCAAGGUUUUUGUUGGAGGCGUCCCUCAGGAUUUGAACCAAGACGACCUUUACGCUAUAUUCAGCGAGCAUGCUGGAGUGAAGAAAGCGUGGCUGCAGAAGUGUCGAACCACAGAUGAAAGUGGGAAUGGUGCCAGUGGACCACAAAAUCAUCGAGGGUUUGGCUUCGUGAUUUUUCAUGAUGCCCUGGCCAUUGAUGAGUUGCUUGGGAGUGCACCCUCACGGUUCAUUGUCCUGCGUAACGGCACCAAACUGGAGGUGAAGCGUGCUCUUAGCAGCAAUAAGAUGAGCUCACCUCAGGCAGAUGCCGCUGAUGCAGCAAACCGGGUGCGUGCGCAGCCACCUUUGCAUAUGUCUGGACCGCCGCGAGUGUUGCCUUCGAACAUGGCGCGGAAUGGCCGACCUCCAAUUCAGGCUGACUGGGGAAGUCGUUUGCCAAACAAUGACUCAAUCCUGAGGCAGCUGUCCCUGAUGCAUGGAGCUGGAUACCCUCUUCAACCGCAGGGUCAGACCUCUCCGCUGACAGCAUCCCUGACAAGCACUCCGCCCUUUGGACCGACUUCGGCUGCAACGGCCCCCCAGAUUCGUGCGCCUGCAGCUCGUCCUGAUGGGCGAAACGUGCCGUUGCGGAAUGCUAUCAUGCAGUUCUACGAAGCGCACAGACCCGAAAAGUUGACAGAACGCGAUUUCAUUGACUUCAUCUGCAACGUGUACGAGGGGCGUGAAGCAGAACUGGAUGAGGCUCUUCGAUUGAAAUACGGGACCGGUCUUCAACUUCCGCAGUUGUCGCCUUCAAUGUCCUUGACAGAUCCUGCAAGGCUGCCCCCUAGCGACGCUUACCCGGGCUUGCCGGAGGCCUGGCUACCAGGCAGUGCGCUCCAACAGCAGUCGUUGCAGCAGCACUUGCAGCGGAUCCAGCAGCGCAUGCCUCUUCCCUCGCCCUGGCUGACCCCGUCCACGCCGGAUGUGUACAGCAUUGGCUCCAGCCAUGCCUCAGGUGGGCAGCACAAUACCCUGUUCUCAGACACUGAGGAGGGCCCAGAUUUGAGCUGGAUCGACCAGAUUGUCGGCGAGGAUGGCUUGGAGGUCUCGGAUGAGGUCGUGCGCGCCAUCAUAGAGAAGUCUUCGACAAAGCACCGAACGGAGCUAAUGCAAGCCGUUUCCGCCUUAGUUGUGGUGCUUGUGAGAUGA
Symbiodinium natans is the source of this 1203-nucleotide messenger RNA. The record is from the annotation of a GenBank genome assembly. Lineage: Eukaryota; Dinophyceae; Suessiales; Symbiodiniaceae.